Messenger RNA from Entrophospora sp. SA101, 366 nucleotides. NCBI's taxonomy places the organism in Eukaryota, Fungi, Glomeromycota, Glomeromycetes, Entrophosporales, Entrophosporaceae. The record is from the annotation of a GenBank genome assembly.
AUGUUAAUAAGCCACAUCGAAUUAAAAUUAGAUAUUAAAUUUAUUGAUAUAAAUCAUCAUCUUGCCAAUGGACACUGUUCACAUGAUAAAAUAUGUGAAAUCACAGCAGAUUAUAAAUUACACUCAAAACUUACUGGAACCAGAGGUGGUGGAUGUGCAUUGACAUUGAUAAGAGAGGUGACUGGUGUGACAAGUAUGAUUAAUCUAAAGGAACUUUUAGGAUCUAAAAUUUGUCCAACUAUUGAAUCGGCUAGUGAAAUAGGAACAUCCGAAAAUUAUACAAUAAAAACCAUUGAAAUAACAUUUUUAGAUCCUUCAUUGUCAAAAAUCCACUUGUUAGAAAAUUCAUUGGUUCGAUACGCAUAA